AUGGCCGACACGACCCAGGCUCCUAUCAACGGCGGCUACCCUGCGCAACACGCUUACCCCGACUCUUUCACCCACGCCCCCGCAAACGUCAACAGCGCGGCCAGCUUCCAGCCUGCGCCCUCCUCUACUCCCUCGAACGCCCCCGCAAAUGACCAGAAGAAUGGUAUUUCGAAGGAUGAGGUUGGCUGGUACUUCGUGGAGCAGUACUACACCAACAUGAGCCGCAGUCCGGAGAAGCUUCACCUCUUCUACUCUCGGCGUUCUCAGCUCGUUUUUGGCACCGAAGCUGAAACCGUUCAGGUUGCUGUGGGCCAGAAGGCUAUCAAUGAUAAGAUCAAGCAGCUUGACUUCCAAGACUGCAAGGUCCGUGUCUUGAACGUCGACUCUCAGGCCUCAUUUGACAACAUCCUGAUCUCUGUGAUUGGCGAGAUCUCGAACCGCUCCGAGCCUUCCCGCAAGUUUGUGCAGACUUUCGUGCUGGCGGAACAGCCCAACGGUUACUAUGUUCUCAACGACAUCUUCCGGUAUCUUGUCGAUGAGGAGGAGGAGAUCGAGCAAGAAGAAGCUGCUCCUGCUGCUGCUCCUGCUGCCCCUGCUGCCCCGGUUGAGGAGCCGGCUGCUGAAGAGCCUGCACAGCCUGAGGCUGAAACUGUCCCGGAGCCCGAGAAGGCCCAGGUAGACAGUGAGCCUGCUGCGGCUCAGGUCGAUGAGAAGCUCGAGGAGGCCGAGCAGACUGCUGAGGCCAAGCCCGCCAAGGAGGAUGCUCCCCAGACCAAUGGAACCGCAGCUCAGGAAACUCCUGUCGAAGCUGCCCCAGAAGCUGCUGCCCCGGUUGAGACUGAGGCCCCCAAGGCUGAGAAGCCCGCCACUCCCGAGCCCACUCCUGUGCCCGAGCAGAAGGAAGCUCCUGCUCCGGUUAAGGAGAGUGCUCCCGCUAGGGCGGUCCCUAAGACUUGGGCCACCAUCGCCUCCAAGUCUGGUGCCUCGGCGCCUGUUGUUCCCGCUGUCCCCGUUGCUCCGGUAAAGCCUGCUCCCGCUGCCAGCUCUGCUCAGCCCACCGCUCCGGCCCCCGCCCCCGCCGCUGCUCCUGCUCCCGCGGCCGCUGCCGCCCCCGAGGCCGCGUCCAGCCAGCCUUCCUCGACUGAUGGUUCUGGCUGGCAGACUGCGGGCCAUGAUCACAAGAAGACUCAGUCCCGUGCGGGUGAGGAGAAUGUUCUCGCUUACAUCAAGAACGUCACCGAGAAGGUCGAUGCGAGCUUGCUCAAGCAGACCCUGUCUCGCUUUGGCAAGCUGAAGCACUUCGAUGUGAGCCGUGCUAAGAACUGCGCCUUUGUCGAAUUCGGUGAUGCCGCGGGCUAUGCCGCCGCUGUUGCUGCCAACCCCCACCAGAUUGGAACCGAGCAGAUCUACGUGGAGGAGCGUCGCCCUCGUACCAAUGCCUUCGGUAACGGAAGCUACGGUGCGGGCCGCGGUGGUGCCGGUCGUGGUCGUGGUGACCGUGCAGGCAGCCAGGGUCGCGGAGGCUUCCAGCGCGAGGGUCGCGGAGGCUUUGCCCCCCGUGGCCGUGGCGGCAACGUCAACGCUAAGGGUCGCAACCAGGCUCAGACUGCUUAA
This is a messenger RNA of Aspergillus niger, 1614 nucleotides long. RefSeq lists its product as uncharacterized. Gene Ontology annotation, biological process: ribophagy; protein deubiquitination. Gene Ontology annotation, molecular function: mRNA binding. The coding region runs from base 1 to 1614 and encodes 537 amino acids. The transcript is spliced from 3 exons. Gene Ontology annotation, cellular component: Ubp3-Bre5 deubiquitination complex; ribonucleoprotein complex; cytosol. Lineage: Eukaryota; Fungi; Ascomycota; Eurotiomycetes; Eurotiales; Aspergillaceae. The record is from RefSeq and is a predicted model, not a curated record.